Theobroma umbraticum is the source of this 1010-nucleotide messenger RNA. RefSeq names its product PRKR-interacting protein. NCBI's taxonomy places the organism in Eukaryota, Viridiplantae, Streptophyta, Magnoliopsida, Malvales, Malvaceae. Gene Ontology annotation, cellular component: nucleolus. Gene Ontology annotation, biological process: negative regulation of protein kinase activity. The record is from RefSeq and is a predicted model, not a curated record. Gene Ontology annotation, molecular function: double-stranded RNA binding; protein kinase binding; protein kinase inhibitor activity.
CAGUGUCAAAUCUUGAGGACUUUUUUGGAAUUUACUCCAAAAAUGAAAAAAAGGGGAAAUCUGCCAAGAAAACCCAAAAUUCCAAAAUCGUUAGGGUUUUUGCGACGAAAUGUCGACGGGCAGGCCAGAGGACGGCGACGCUCAGUUGGCACUAGCGGAACAGAAGGUAGGACUACCGCCGCGACCUCCGUUGGCAGCAUCGACGGCGAUUGUAGAGUACGAGAAACCGGUAUUCAAGGAGGACGAAGAGGACUUGGAGGUGAAGCUCCGCCGGAUUAUAGAGAAUGUGCCUGUCCGCGUCAGUAACACUUCCGGAAGUUCUGCUGGUUCUGGGUCCGGUGAUUUCCACCAGUAUCGACAGAUGAGAAGGAAAGAGCAAGACAGGCUUGCGAGAAUGGAUGCUGACUACCAGAAAAGGAAGGAAAUCGCUGAGUUUAACUUGAGGAGGGAAGAAAAAAUUAAAGCUGCUGAGGAACGGACAGCAAAGAAGCGCUUGAAACGCCAAAAGAAGAAGCAAAGGAAAAUGGAGAAGAAGAUGAAAUCGAGUGCUGGGGGAGAAGAGAAUAAGAAAGAAGAAUCUUCUGAUGAUGCAGGGGACUCUGACAAUGAUGAAGCAGCAGCACAGUGAGCAAAAUUUUACUAGAAUUUAAUGCUCCAGCCUUUUUCAUGCUUGAUCCUGUGAAUUUGGCUCCAAUUAGAAGGAAUCAGAUUUACCAACAACGAGAUAUUGUGGUUCAGUUCUGAUUUUUACUGAGUUGGUCUUCCUUGUCUACAUACUUGUAAGCAGUGAAGGCAUGAGGCUUGGGGGAAAAUGAAAGUCCAAAGAAAAAGGUCUGAAAUAUUUGAAUUUCUUGUAACAGAAGUUUUGCUAAUCCUGACUGACAGAUUGAAUGCCUUAACCACUCUUGGAUGCUGUCCUGCCAUCGAAAACAUAUUAAAUGAGUUCAUUUGAUGCCUGUUGUAUACUUUGAAAUCUUUGUUGGCUUAAGAAGAUUUGUAUUUACUGACAA